Molecule: messenger RNA, 480 nt
Organism: Cavenderia fasciculata
Lineage: Eukaryota; Evosea; Eumycetozoa; Acytosteliales; Cavenderiaceae
Exons: 3
Coding region: 1-480 (159 amino acids)
Source: RefSeq, a predicted model, not a curated record
AUGGACCAACUCGUCUUUAAUCAAUUGAUUUAUUUAAAAUUUAAAAUAAAAAACCCAUCAUCAAGAAAGAAAACACAUACAAUCUUUAUGAAAGAAGAAAUCGACGACCAAUCAACUUUGCCCUCGCGCGGUAAACAAAUUGCAUUAGAGCGUCCAUUGAGAAUAUUUUGUCCAGCAACACCACCAUCACCAUCAACAACUCCAACUAAUUGUGAAAAAAGAAAACUUGAUGAAAUUCAUAAUGAAGAGGAUGGGAACAAGUCUAAUAGCGACUAUGUUUCGUCACAUGAUUAUGAAUCUGGCAAGUCUCUUGGCAACAAAGAAACAAUGGUUCUUCUCCGCAAACAAAAUUCCCCAUGUGAUAUCAAAUGGGAAUCGAUGUAUUACCCAGUAUGCAAAUCAUGGUUUAACAAAGACACCAGCGCAGCAAAGAACAUUCUGCUGCUGGGCAUUUGCCAGUUCAUAAAGCCCAAAAAAUAA